Sphaeramia orbicularis (orbiculate cardinalfish) is the source of this 1895-nucleotide messenger RNA. RefSeq names its product growth factor receptor-bound protein 14 (gene grb14). Lineage: Eukaryota; Metazoa; Chordata; Actinopteri; Kurtiformes; Apogonidae. Gene Ontology annotation, cellular component: plasma membrane; cytoplasm. The record is from RefSeq and is a predicted model, not a curated record. The transcript has 15 exons. Gene Ontology annotation, biological process: insulin receptor signaling pathway; negative regulation of insulin receptor signaling pathway. Bases 184 to 1779 code for a protein of 531 amino acids.
AACCAGAUCCAGGUAAAACGUCUGCACGGUUUGUGACGCAAACACGUUACUGUAGAGCACCUGUAGAGCACGUGCAGGAGUUCAGUUGGCGUUGGAGCGGUGGAAUGAAGACCUGUGCACGAGGAGCCGACACCAAACUGCUUCAACAGGCACGAGAUGAUGCCUUGGAUAUAGCCGGCCCACAUGAGUGAUAUGAAUAACACACUGGAUGAAAUACACACUUCCAGAAGCCUCAGAGAGAAAGCAGAGAUUUUUCAGAGUGGCAGAGGUAAUGUGAGUGGCUUUUCCAGCCCAGCCCUCAUCCCGUUGAGAGCUCCUUUACUGACACCAAAUGCCCCGAAGACCGGCACAACGCUCUGCACAGGGAAUAGGAGCAAUGAAGAGGAGGAGGAGUCGUUCUCUUCCCCUGUCCCAAACCCUUUUCCGGAACUUAUUCAUUCAACCAUCUCUCCCCUUGUCUCUGAAUGUUUAUUACCAUGGACCAAAAGUAGUGCUACUCAGGUAAUCAAAGUUUAUAAUGAAGAUAACACCAGCAGAGCAGUAGAGGUUCCCAGUGAUAUCACUGCCAGGGACGUAUGCCAACUGUUUAUCUUGAAGAACCACUGCAUUGAUGACCACAGCUGGACUCUUUUUGAACAUCUGUCCCAUCUGGGAAUAGAGAGGACUAUUGAAGACCAUGAGUGUGUUAUGGAGGUUCUAUCAGGCUGGGGGAUGGACACGGACAGCCGCCUGUAUUUUAGGAAGAAUUAUGCCAAAUAUGAGUUCUUCAGGAAACCCCUGGACUUUUUCCCGGAUCACAUGGUGUCCAUAUCCAGUGAAACCAACAGGACGGUGGAUCACUCUCAGCUGAUACAGACCUUUCUCAACUCCAGCACUUGUCCAGAGAUCCAUGGACACCUUCAUGCCAAAGAGCAAGGCCGAAAGUCUUGGAAGAAGUUCUAUUUUGUCCUGCGGAGGUCAGGGCUUUAUUUCUCCAAUAAAGGAACCUCUAAGGAACCAAGGCACCUCCAGUUCAUUGCAGACUUCAGUGACAGUGACGUCUACACAGUGUUCUCAGCCAAAAAACUCCAUGGUGCACCCGCAGAUUAUGGCUUCUGUGUCAAGUCGUCAAAGUGUAGUUCAGCCCGGGACUUGAAGCUGCUUUGUGCAGAUGAUGAGCAGACCAGGACCUGCUGGAUCACAGCCAUGCGGUUGUUAAAGUUUGGGAUGCAACUUUACCAAAACUUCAUUCAGCCACACCAGAAACAAAAAGCUUCACCAAUGAGAAGCAUCUCAGAGAAUUCACUGGUGGCCAUGGACUUCUCUGGCCAAAAGACUCGGGUGAUUGAGAACCCGUCUGAGGCGCUGUCUGUGGCUGUGGAAGAAGGCCUGUCAUGGAGGAAGAAAAGCUGCCACCGUCUGAGCGGCCAUGGUAGCCCAUCCACAUCCCAGAGCUUAGUGUCAAAUAUAGCUCUUCACUUGACUCAGCCUUGGUUCCACGGCAAACUGUCUCGAGAUGAAGCUCAGCGUCUAAUCACUCAGCAGGGUCUUAUUGAUGGAGUGUUUCUACUAAGGGACAGUCAAAGCAACCCUAAGACAUUUGUGCUGUCACUGUGCCACACGCAGAAAAUCAAACACUUUCAGAUCUUACCUGUAGAUGAUGAAGGGGAGUUAUUCUAUAGUCUGGACGACGGUCAUACAAGAUUCACUGACUUGAUCCAGUUGGUUGAGUUUUACCAGCUGAACCGUGGGGUCCUUCCCUGCAAGCUCAAACACCACUGUGCUCGGAUCACCCUGUGAACAUGGGACCCAAGAGACCCCCGAGGGCCCACAUGCACCUUAACUCCAGGGCCCUUCUGGACAAACGGUGCUUUCGUGCCUUCGAGAAAAAAAAACAUAUAGUAAAUGAGCAGACG